UACAAUCCUGGGGUACAAGACACUAGCAUUGGGCCUGAUUAACAUGUCAGAGGUGAUGCAGCAUCCCACUGAAGGUGCUCAGGUAUUGCAUCUACAUACUAAAAUAAAGGACAUGGCUGUACCUGUGGCUGAAAUCAGUGUUUACUCAAUGUCCAGUCAACCUAUAGACCCAGAAAGACCAAAGGCCAAGCUGUCUGACCGAUCCCCUGACAUUGAUAACUAUUCUGAGGAGGAGGAUGAGAGCUACUCAUCUGAGCAGGAUGGUAGUGAUGACCCAUUGCAUGACAGUAUUUAUUUCAUCUAA
Messenger RNA from Tachysurus vachellii, 304 nucleotides. Its product is annotated as phosphofurin acidic cluster sorting protein 1-like. The transcript has 3 exons. Bases 44 to 304 code for a protein of 86 amino acids. The record is from RefSeq and is a predicted model, not a curated record. Lineage: Eukaryota; Metazoa; Chordata; Actinopteri; Siluriformes; Bagridae. Gene Ontology annotation, molecular function: transmembrane transporter binding. Gene Ontology annotation, biological process: protein localization to plasma membrane.